AUGGGGGCGGUUUGCUCGGCCGGGUUUAGUGAUGGAGAGGCUAAAAAUUUGGGGUUUUCCGGGAAGCUAAAGAAGAGUGUGAACGGGCUGAAAGAUAAUUUUUCAUUCUCCGGUGAAAUUGACUCCCUCAGAACACCGCACAAGUACGAUUCCGGCGAGCUCCGAUCGUCGUUUUCGAGCGAGCUGAAACCGUCAACUCCGGCCAGGAGUGGAGCUGACAAGAUUUCGCAGAGGAACUCAUUUAUAGGGAGAGCUGGAAUUGCAGGCCUGGAGAAGGCAGUAGGAGUAUUGGAUACACUUGGCAGUAGCGUGUCGAGUUUGCAAACCAAUAGCGGUUUUCUUACCGGGGGUUCUAGAGGCAAUAGAAUAUCUAUACUAUCGUUUGAAGUAGCUAACACAAUCACCAAGGGAGCAAACUUGUUGCAAUCGCUUUCUGAAAAGAAUAUCCAGUUCCUCAAGGGAGAGGUUAUGCAUUCGCAAGGUGUACAAAAUUUGGUGUCCAAAGAUAUGAGGGAGUUGCUCAGUAUAGCUGCCGCUGACAAAAGGGAAGAACUUGAUCUUUUCUCACGCGAAGUAAUUAGGUUCGGCGACCUGUGUAAAGACCCACAAUGGCAUAACCUGAGUCGAUUUUUCACAAGAUUAGAUUCUGAGGAUCCAGGUCACAAAAUGCUAAGAUCAGAGGCAGAAAUGACAAUGCAGGAAUUGACCACUAUUGCUCAGCAUACUUCGGAAUUAUACCAUGAGUUUAGUGCUUUGGACAGAUUCGAACAAGAUUACAGGAGAAAGCUUGAGGAAGCUAAGGCCUUGCAUCUCCCUCUUAGAGGAGAAAGUCUGACAAUGUUACAAAGUGAAUUAAAACAACAAAGAAAGCUUGUGAGGACCUUGAAAAAGAAAUCUCUUUGGGCCAAAAAUUUGGAUGAGAUUGUCGAGAAACUUGUAGAUAUUGUUGCUUAUAUACAUCAAGCAAUAUCAGAAGCAUUUGGGGAUAAUGGUUUAACACUUGCGAAAGGGGAGAAGGGCAAAAGUCCUCAAAGACUAGGCGCAGCUGGUCUUGCAUUACACUAUGCCAAUAUGAUAAACCAGAUAGAUAACAUUGCGUCUCGACCAACCUCUCUUCCACCAAAUACAAGGGACAACUUAUAUCAUGGGUUGCCAGAUAGUGUUAAGAAAGCUUUAAGAUCCCGAUUGCAAACUCUUGAUGCCAAGGAACAGCUCAUGGUUUCUCAGGUCAAAGCUGAAAUGGAGAAGACUCUCCACUGGCUUGUUCCUGUUGCCUCAAAUACAAACAAAGCUCAUCAAGGUUUUGGGUGGGUGGGAGAAUGGGCAAAUUCUUGUACUGAGUUUGGGAAAAAUACACCCUCAGAAAGCCACUUGGUCCGCCUCCAGACACUGUAUCACGCAGAUAAGCAAAAGACAGAUGCGUACAUCCUUGAAUUAGUGACGUGGCUUCACCAGCUAAUCAACCUUGUAAGACAUUGUGAUCAUGGUUUAAAGCCCUUGCCUAUACGGUCUCCAACUCGUAGGGGACUGGACUUGCACUCCAAGAUGCAGCGAAUGCAAUCCAUGGAUUACAGUACAAAUAAGACCCGAAGAAUACAACUUUCAGAAGAAGAUAGAAAUUUGCUGGAUGAUGUUAUUGGGAGGAUGAAAAGGGUUCCUGGAAUUAGCAAGAGUCAGGAAUUUGCUAUGUGCAAGAAGAAAGGAACUAAAGCUUGGGCUUUGAGCAAGAGCACCGGAAGCUCCCCUCCGAGGGAAUGUAAUGCAAGGGGAAAGGAUCAGCCAAGAGCUAAUUGCUUGGAUGUCAUUGAUGGGUUAGGCUAGGUUCAAUUUUCAAACUUAGCCUCCCAUUUUUUCCACAACCAUAUGUCCAGUAUUCAAAUCGCGUUUCUUGUAUAUAUGUAUUUUCAGGUGAGUUAUUGGUUUAUUGUGUAUAUACAGCCCCUAAUACGGUGGUAGCUUUAUCUAUACAAGAAUUGGUAACUAGCUUGUUACUGGUGUCUUCCAUUUGGAUAGCUGAGAAGAGUGUUUAGCACAGUUGCCAAAAAUCCCAUGUAAACGUAAAAGUUCAGGUCUAUCGCCACAGUCGGCAGUUUAAUUUGCUGAUUACUAACUUUGAGCUAUAUAUUAUCUUGUGAAACAGUGAUGAAAUCACUGGUAUUUAAAUCCA
This is a messenger RNA of Fragaria vesca subsp. vesca, 2167 nucleotides long. RefSeq lists its product as uncharacterized. NCBI's taxonomy places the organism in Eukaryota, Viridiplantae, Streptophyta, Magnoliopsida, Rosales, Rosaceae. The transcript has 12 exons. Bases 1 to 1821 code for a protein of 606 amino acids. The record is from RefSeq and is a predicted model, not a curated record. Gene Ontology annotation, biological process: positive regulation of growth.